AUGUACCGUUGUAACGUCAGCGGGCGCCACAUCCGUGGCAGCAGGGAACAUCUUACUACCUUUAGUACCGAAGAUGUAAAUGUACCCUACCCAAGCCGUAGCACCGUCAGCAGCGUACGGCAACAGCAGCAGGGAGGGGGGGAUUCACUAGCCGUUAUAGCGUCAGCAUCGGCAGAGAGGGAGGGAAUCCGCGAGCCGGCGUACCGUCAGCAGCGGCAGGACGGAGGGGAUUCAUUAGCCGCUGUACCAUCAGCAUCGGCAAUGAGGGAGGAGAUCCACGAGCCGCAGUACCGUCAGCAG
Molecule: messenger RNA, 300 nt
Organism: Iphiclides podalirius (scarce swallowtail)
Lineage: Eukaryota; Metazoa; Arthropoda; Insecta; Lepidoptera; Papilionidae
Source: the annotation of a GenBank genome assembly